Messenger RNA from Penicillium angulare, 1023 nucleotides. RefSeq lists its product as uncharacterized. The record is from RefSeq and is a predicted model, not a curated record. Bases 1 to 1023 code for a protein of 340 amino acids. NCBI's taxonomy places the organism in Eukaryota, Fungi, Ascomycota, Eurotiomycetes, Eurotiales, Aspergillaceae. The transcript has 2 exons.
AUGACCAACCACCGCUCGAGUAGAGGUUCCGAAGGACCUUGGAUAUGGGAGUUUCACACUGCUAGAGUCCAAAAUGCCCCUCUGCCUUCACUCGAGACACCAAGAGCUACAUCACCCGUGAGGGCCAGGACAACGCCUAGAUCCUCUUCUCCAUCAUCUCGUCGCGGUGGGGUUAUUCUUCGGUCGACUAUUUCAUCACCGCGUGUUCCUCAACCUAAAAAACCGCGACCGCGACCGCACCCACAAUAUCCAAAUGCACCCAUUGGUACUCCGUUGAAUGCGCAUCCACAAUUGACAAAUCCACCUAUUACUUCUCCGCCAAAUGUACAACUAGCAUCUCCACAUCCGCCCAUUACUACUCCAUCAAAUGCGCAUCCACAAUAUGCACAUCCACCCGUGACCGCUCCAUACAAUGCGCAUCCACAAUUUGAACCUCAACUCAUCUUUACAUCAUCAAGUGUUCCUCCAUCAAUCGCAUAUUCAUCAGCUACUCCUCCAUCAGCUGCUUCUCCCUCAGCUACUACCCCAGCUGCUCCCCCACCAGCUCCGCAACCUCCCCAAACACCGCCCGGGCGUGGCCCUCGCAAACAGCUUGACGUGCACACGCGCACACAAAUCUGUACAUUAAAGAAGAUAGCCGGAUGGUCAUACAGCCAGAUCCACGCUCAAUUUCCUCAUAUCCCACAAUCGACAAUCAAAACAACUGUGAAACGAGAAGCGACCAGACACAAUAACCAGACAAGCCAUCGCUCUGGAGCGCCGAGAAAGUUACAUGAAGAAGAUACGAAAAAGUUGCUCGACGCUCUUGACGAAAACCCACGCCUGACUUGGGACGAGCUUAUCAAAGUGAUUGAUGGAAAAGCUGGCCGACAUUCUAUUCGCCGUCUUCUGGAGAUAGAGGGCCGUCGAAAGGGCCAGCCUGAUCGCAAAUUGAAGCACACUCAAAAGAUGUUGGCUAGGCUUACGGAGCCGGAUCCUGAACCUGAUUCUGAUUCUAAUCCUGAGCCUGAGCCUGAGCCGUAA